Molecule: messenger RNA, 1255 nt
Organism: Seriola dumerili (greater amberjack)
Lineage: Eukaryota; Metazoa; Chordata; Actinopteri; Carangiformes; Carangidae
Product: alcohol dehydrogenase class-3 chain L
Exons: 9
Coding region: 51-1181 (376 amino acids)
Biological process (GO): formaldehyde catabolic process
Cellular component (GO): cytosol
Molecular function (GO): zinc ion binding; S-(hydroxymethyl)glutathione dehydrogenase [NAD(P)+] activity
Source: RefSeq, a predicted model, not a curated record
CGCACACUCUUAUCUAAUCCUGUGAGGGACAAGCCUGGUUGUGAAACAACAUGGCAACUGCAGGGAAGGUGAUCCGGUGCAGAGCUGCAGUAGCAUGGGAGGCUGGGAAACCUCUCGUGAUGGAGGAGGUGGAGGUGCGACCACCUAAAGCUGGGGAGGUCCGCCUUAAGGUCGUGGCCACAGGGAUCUGUCACACUGACUCCUACACACUGAGCGGCUCUGACCCUGAGGGAGCUUUCCCCGUGGUGCUGGGCCACGAGGGAGCUGGUAUCGUGGAGAGUGUCGGAGAGGGAGUCGUCAAGUUUCAACCAGGGGACACGGUCAUUCCCUUGUAUGUGCCACAGUGUGGAGAGUGCAAGUUCUGUAAAAAUCCCAAAACCAACUUGUGUCAAAAGAUCAGGCUCACUCAGGGCAAAGGCUUGAUGCCAGAUGGGACAACCCGCUUCUCCUGCAAAGGCAAGAGCCUCUUCCACUUCAUGGGUUGUAGCACGUUCUCUGAGUACACUGUGGUGGCUGAGAUCUCCCUGGCCAAAGUGGACCAGAGGGCCCCUCUGGACAAGGUUUGCCUGCUGGGCUGUGGCAUCACCACUGGAUAUGGAGCUGCUUUAAACACUGCCAAGGUGGAGGCUGGGUCGACCUGUGCAGUAUUUGGCCUGGGGGCGCUGGGCCUCGCAGCAAUCAUGGGCUGUAAAGCAGCUGGGGCAACCAGGAUUAUUGGAGUCGAUCUCAACCCUGACAAGUUUCCUACUGCUCGAGAGUUCGGGGCCACGGACACGGUGAACCCAAAGGAGCACUCCAAGCCGAUCCAAGAGCUCCUGGUAGAGAUGACAGACGGAGGCGUGGACUACUCCUUUGAAUGUGUGGGCAAUGUGGCAAUCAUGAGAGCAGCCCUGGAAGCCUGCCAUAAAGGAUGGGGCACUAGCGUCAUCAUCGGGGUGGCAGCAGCCGGACAAGAGAUCUCCACCAGGCCCUUCCAGCUGGUUACUGGACGCACCUGGAAAGGCACUGCCUUCGGAGGAUACAAGAGCGUUGACAGUGUCCCCAAGCUGGUGGAGGAGUAUAUGAACAAGAAGCUCAAAGUGGAUGAAUUCGUGACUCACACUUUGCCCUUUGAGAAGAUCACCGAUGGUUUUGACCUCAUGCAUGCUGGGAAAUGCAUCCGCGUCGUCCUCCAGUUCUAGACGCAGAGGAGCGAAGAAAACCAUGAUGUCACUCCAUGUUUACUUUGCUUAGUUUAAUAAAUAAUCUUUCAGUU